Rhinichthys klamathensis goyatoka is the source of this 4275-nucleotide messenger RNA. RefSeq names its product solute carrier family 24 member 3 (gene slc24a3). Bases 292 to 2274 code for a protein of 660 amino acids. Gene Ontology annotation, biological process: calcium ion transmembrane transport; intracellular calcium ion homeostasis. The transcript has 17 exons. NCBI's taxonomy places the organism in Eukaryota, Metazoa, Chordata, Actinopteri, Cypriniformes, Leuciscidae. The record is from RefSeq and is a predicted model, not a curated record. Gene Ontology annotation, molecular function: calcium channel activity; calcium, potassium:sodium antiporter activity. Gene Ontology annotation, cellular component: membrane.
CCUUACUUUCACCCCCCUCCCUCUCGCGCUCUCUCCUCCUCUACAUCCUCAAUCUCUCUCAGCAGCAGCAGUUUGUGUCCUGAGAGAACUGGCACCAAACUGACGCAUCCAUGGGGCGCGCGCAGCAUCUUUAUUUCACCACAUUACAAUUUGAAGUCAUAUAGUGGAAUAUUCACGCCAACGCAACAAGCACACGUCAGUCGUUCGGCGUUUAAUCUUCAGGCUUAAAACUCUCAGUCUCUCCAUAUCUGUCUGUAUUUGUUACAUUUGUAGCUGUGUCGAGCUGUGGUGAUGGAUGGGGAUGCGUGUGUUCGCGUGUGGACUCGACCGCUGCAAGUGAUGCUCCAGCAGAAGAAGAUCAAAGCGCGGAGGAAAAAGCGCAAGGAGUUGUUCGGGGGACAGAUGUGCUUCAUCGGGCUGCUGCUGCUGGCGGUGUCCGGCUUGUCUAGUUUGGCCGAGAAAUCCGGUUAUAGCCUCUCCAGUCUCUCAGCUGAAGACAGUGAGAAGUGGGAGAGUCGCAGGCUGCUGCAGGACUUUGACAUUGACAGCAACUACACUGAUGCGGUGCAGGUUGGGCCCAAUGCUGAAAAGAACUGCACACCGCCUGGUAUACACGAGUUCCCUGAUGAUCUUUUCACCAACCAGGAGCGAAUGGAGGGGGCCGUAGCCUUGCAUGUUGUGUUUGCCAUGUAUAUGUUUUACGCACUGGCACUGGUGUGUGAUGACUACUUUGUGCCCUCUCUGGAGAAGAUCUGUGAGCGCUUCCAACUCAGUGAGGAUGUAGCAGGAGCCACGUUCAUGGCUGCAGGAAGUUCAGCUCCUGAACUCUUCACUUCAGUCAUUGGUGUAUUUAUCACCAAAGGAGAUGUGGGAGUGGGCACAAUCGUGGGCUCUGCUGUCUUCAACAUCCUCUGCAUCAUUGGAGUGUGUGGGAUCUUUACUGCACAGGCAGUACGGCUCUCAUGUUGGACGUUAAUGAGAGACUCUGUGUACUACACCAUCUCAGUGACCGCUCUGAUCGUGUUCAUCUAUGAUGAGAAGGUGACAUGGUAUGAAUCGCUCAUCCUAAUAGUGCUGUACCUAUUUUACAUUAUAUUAAUGAAAUUUAACUCGCGGGUGGUUCAGUACAUUGAACGGCGGAAAAAGAACUCAGCAAAUCUGGGUAACGGCACAGCCAGUAACACUGACAUCGACGAUGGGUGCGACGCCACAGUCGUGCUGCUUAAGAAAGCAAAUUUCCACAGGAAGCCAUCAGUGCUGAUGGUGGACGAACUCUUGUCUGCAUACCCUCAUCAACUGUCCUUCUCUGAGGCUGGAAUGAGAAUAAUGAUAACCAGCCACUUCUCCCCUCGCACACGCCUCACGAUGGCCUCCAGAAUGCUCAUUACAGAGAGGCAGCGUCUGAUAAACAGUCGUUUCAGUAACGGCGACUCAGAGGUGACUGUAAAAAUCCCUGGAAAGCGUGGGGUGGAGAAUGGGCUGGCAGGACCGGACCGAGGCCUGAACGGGCGUAAGGGAGGUCACCAUGAUGACGACAGGGGAGGAGCUGAAGCUGGCACUGACACCGAAAACGAGAACGAGGACAAUGAAAACAAUGAGAACGAUGAGGAGGAAGAGGAGGAAGAUGACAACGAAGGACCCUUCGUACCAUACCGCUGCCCCGGUGGGGGCUUUAAUAAGCUAAAGUGGCUGCUGGCCUGGCCACUGAGUCUACUGCUGUUCUUGACCGUGCCCAACUGUGCCUCGCCUCGUUGGGAGCGCUGGUAUAUGGUCUCGUUCAUCAAUUCCACCCUCUGGAUCGCUUUCUUCUCUUACAUCAUGGUGUGGAUGGUCACAGUGAUCGGUUACACUAUGGGCAUCCCUGAUGUCAUUAUGGGCAUCACUUUCUUGGCUGCUGGCACCAGCGUUCCUGACUGUUUGGCCAGUCUAAUUGUGGCACGGCAAGGAAUGGGUGACAUGGCUAUAUCCAACUCCAUUGGUAGUAAUGUGUUUGAUAUCCUGAUAGGGCUUGGUCUGCCCUGGACCCUCCAGACUUUGGCCAUCGACUAUGGUUCCACAAUUCACCUGAACAGUAAAGGCCUGAUCUUCUCGGUUGGGCUGCUGCUGGCAUCUGUGUUUCUCACGGUUCUCGGUGUACAUUUGAACAACUGGAAACUGGACAGGCGUUUGGGUUUCAUUUGUUUGCUGAUGUACGCUGUCUUUCUGUGUUUCUCCAUCCUCAUCGAGUUCAACGUAUUCACCUUCGUCAAUCUGCCCACCUGCCGCGAAGAAUGAGAAGCGUUCCUUUUCCCGGCCCUCCCUCCUUGACCUUGCGAGGAUAAUGGCACAAGUCCUUGAUCAGAGGCAGACCGGCUCUUGUUCUGAAGGAAUAUUUAUUUAUUGAUCUAGCUGAUCAUCUAUCGAUCCUCUCUUUUUCUUUUCAAUGGGUGCAAUAUUGAUAGAGUCUCUGGGUCUGUGGCGGUACAAGAGGAGAGAGGAUUGUGUGUGAGGCAUGGUCCUGUUGACUGAUAAUGUAUAAAGACUGUUCUGACGGGACAGGAAUGUAGUAAAGAUGACUACUGCCUGGUUUGAUGUGAAUACUUUUUGUUUUUCAAAAUAUUUUGCAUAUUACAUAUUUAAAGAAUAUGAUCUAAAUGUAUUUUAUGAUGGCAUUUAUUUUGUUAGCUGCUAAUUGACGGAAGAAGAGACUGGACUUGUUAAUAUCGGUAAAAUGAUAGAUUUAUGAGGGUUCUCUUUUUUUGCUGAAAGGUACUGGUGACCUCUAGUAAAUACUUGUGAACAGUCCUCUUUUUAAUUUGGGCAUUACCAAGUCACUUUCAACCUUCAUAUGACAGAUUGAUCCGGAUGCCUGGGUCAUCGGUGUCUACGUUUUUCCAAUGAGAAUAUGUUUACCGUGCAGUGAAGGUAAUAAAAGCGAAAGGCUUGAGAUCGCUUUUAGAGAGACAGCGGGCAUUUGUUUGCACCUGUGUGGAGACACAUGUUGGAACGCUACAACCAACAUAUUUAUGUUUAGUGAGACGAUAUAUGGGAUUUCCGUAGAUGUGUUUAUGAACAUUCUUUCGUCUCUAACACUCUGUAUAUACUGAAAACAGAGAAAAGUUUAUUUAUUAAUUUAUUGAAAACUAUUUAUGCACAUUGCUUUCCUAUGACGUACUGAAACGAAACCAACCCACAGCUGUCCCAAAGAAGAGACCGUUCUGGAGUUUCAGCCAGGCUACGCCGCUUUGUCCUUCAGAGCUUACGUGUCAUCCUUUUCUACUGGAUUCCUUCUCCUUCAUCUCUGAAUAUUAUGCACCCUUUUAGAUGCACCUUUGACUUGAUGCGUAAACAGUUUCUACUAUUUGAUAUCGGUGUGACGUGACAUCCGAGGUAAUUGUAGAGAUUUUUUGAACACUCAAAACUUCGGCAGGCAAGGGGAAAACAUAUAAAUAUAUAUACACACAUAUAUUUUAUACUUAACUGUUUUGACAUUUAAGAUCGGCCCAUUCCCUGUUAAGAGUGAAUGGAGUGAGUGAGCCACAAACCUAAGAAGCUGAUUAACAGGAACUUGUCCUGGUAAAAUGAAGCUAACAUCUAACGUUGAUAAGACUGUUUCAAAUCAAACCAUAGAUGUAAAACAAUCAAAUUUGCUCUAGAAGAGGUCAAGUCAUUUUUCUCUUAGCAUGCCGCUCUAAUCUUAGAGUUUAUCAAGGAAUUUUUCAAGAAAUCCUCUCAGUAAAACAAGGAUCAGAAUUCAUUUCCAGGGAUGCAGGUAAUAAUUUGGAUUUUUCAGACGUUCUUUAUGCUGAUGUGACCAGGACUCAUUUCUUGGCCUUCUUUUAGAAGGACGAUUUAAAUACUUUGUUUUGUAUGCCUCUGCUUCUGGGGGUUGUAAAAAGACACCGCCACAAUGUAUCACAGCUGUAAACUUUUAACUGUGGCACAAUGUGUGGAUGCUUGGACUAUUUCUCCUUACAGAGGUUUUUAGUGAGCUGACAAAGUAGCGAUUCUAUGGACUCUUUUAGUCUAGUUAGAAACGUCAUGCAGGUUUUCUAGUCCGAAGGCACAUUGCAGGGAAAUGUUGUGUUUUAUGCACUGGUUGAUACUGGGUGUGUAAUUGUUUGUCAUAUUUUAAGGAUAGAAUUUAGAUGACAUAUCUGGAAGAGUAUUGCGGCAAAGUAUUUUUAUCACAAACGCAACUUUGUAUUUUGUAACGCAAAAUGUUUAGAACUGUUUCCUGCUGUUAAAAGUCUGUAGGCCGUGCUUCAAGUGAAUUCUUUAGCUUAAAAAAAACAA